AUGGGUUCUGUUCUAGCUGCUUCAGAUUUCGAUCCUAGUGGGAAUUACUUUGCGUCUGCUGUGACAGCAUUAGAUACACACAAGAUUAGAGUCCAAUCCACAAAUUCUACUUCUACAUUAGCCAAUGCAUUUUCAUUAGAUAAAGGUCAUAAACUUACAAGUAUAUCUUGGGGUGUACAAUCUAAUGGGUUCAACAUUGAGAAUCAAUUUUUAGCUGUUGGUUUGAAUAAAGGAUCUAUAUUGAUAUAUUCACCAUUAACUAAUGAAGUCAUAUCCAAGCUUGAAAACCCAAAUGCAUCUGCCAUCAAUGAUUUCCAUUAUUCAAGUUUGACCAACUCAGGUUGGUCUAUUGAUUUGGGCCAAAAUGUUGUUGAGUGGGAUCUAAUAUCAUAUAAACCAAAAAGACAAUUUAACAUUCAAGAAUCCAUAAACCGUAUCAGAGUUAUUGAAUAUAAUGAAAAACCACAUUUAUUGUUAGCAUCACAUAGUGUCUUGCUUGUUGAUAUAGAAACUCAAGAAGUGAUAAAGACAUUUCCUGGUCAUAUUUCACCUAUCCAUACUUUACUCCCAAUAACUUCAAACUCAUUCAUUACUGCUGCUGAAGGUGAUAGAUAUAUAAAUAUAUACCCAUUAGAAGGAGUACCAACUGUUUUGGUCACACAGAGUAAUGUUAUCUAUGUAUCAUAUGGGAAUAAUACAGUUAGUGCUGUUACUGAAGAUGGUAUAGUGGAAGUUUUCAAAGACCCAUUCACUAAAGCUCCUACAACUUCAAAGAGAAAAGGCCAACAGUCUAAACAAUCAAAUGGUAGAAUUGAACUAAAACGUCCAAACUCUUCAGACUCAUUGAAAAUUGAACACUCGUUUAUAAAUGAUGGAUCAAUCACAAUAACUUGGUUAGAACAAGCUAGUAUUCCAUACUUUGAGAAAAUCCAAAUCAAUGAUAUAACUGAAACAAAAACCGUUCUCAAGGAUAAACCAACCAUACAGGCUAAAGAUCAUAGUCUUUUCGGUCAAGAUGUUGCUGCACCAAAGUCAUAUAAUGAAAGUAAUGCUGUUGUUACAAGCGGUGACAAUUUGAAAUUUUUAGAUAAUAAAGAAACACAAGAGGAUGAACAAGAGGAUGAAGAUGAAGAAGAUGGACCAACUUUGGCUGAAAAAUUGGAAGCAUUGAAAGUUCAACAACCAGUUUCAAAGAAAAAGCAAGGAAGAGCCACAGCUGGAAGUUUGGUUGUUGUUUUGACUCAAGCAUUAAAAGCUAAUGAUCAUUCCUUAUUGGAAACUGUUUUAAGUAAUAGAGAUGAAAACGUUUUGAAAACUACUGUUCAACGUUUAGACACCUCGUUGGCCGUUACUCUAUUAGAAAGAUUAGCUGAACGUAUUGCUAGACAAACACAUCGUCAAGGUCAAUUAAACAUUUGGGUUAAAUGGGUUAUGGCUGUACAUGGUGGUUAUUUGGUUAAUGUUCCGAAUUUGUCUAAAUCAUUAUCUUCAUUGCACUCAACUUUAUCAAGAAGAGCUUCCACUUUACCAAGGUUAUUAGAACUACAAGGAAGAUUAGAUGUUUUAUACGCUCAACAAGAAAUAAGACAAGCAAAUAAAGAACAUGGUGAAGAUGAUUAUCAAGGUUCUGACGAAUCAGAUGUUGAAUAUAUUGAAGAAUUGGAGGAUGCUAACUUGAUCGAUGAUGGUGAACAAGACUUCUAUGAACAAGAUGAAGAAGGAUUUAUGAGCAUUGAUGAAUCAAGCGAGGAUGAAGAAGCCCCAGUUGCUGAUAAAUUGAAUGAUAGUGAAGUUGAUGAUGAAGCAGGUUAUAGUGACGUUGAAGUUAAUGGUAAUGGUAAAAUAGAGGAGGACAGUGAAAGUGAAGAUGAGCAAGAACAAUUGAAGAAGAGAAUUGCAAAGUUAAAGGCAAAGCAACAACGUAAGUAA
Molecule: messenger RNA, 1929 nt
Organism: Hansenula anomala
Lineage: Eukaryota; Fungi; Ascomycota; Saccharomycetes; Phaffomycetales; Wickerhamomycetaceae
Gene: UTP5
Product: Utp5p
Exons: 2
Coding region: 1-1929 (642 amino acids)
Biological process (GO): maturation of SSU-rRNA from tricistronic rRNA transcript (SSU-rRNA, 5.8S rRNA, LSU-rRNA)
Cellular component (GO): nucleolus
Molecular function (GO): protein binding
Source: RefSeq, a predicted model, not a curated record